AUGGACGCAGCUACAGCAGUAAUUCAGAUCAGGACAAUGCAGUUAGCACUUUUGGGUUUAGCGAUUACAUUUUCUGUAACAUCUGUAUUGUGGCCCAGUGAAACACCAGUUAAAGAUGGAGAUAGUUUUGACUUUAUCGUAAUAGGUGUAGGUACAGCAGGCAGCGUGCUGGUGAAUCGGCUGACUGAGAAUGGAAAGUACACAGUACUUGGUAUAGAGGCUGGUGUAGAUCCACCACUAGAGUCUGUUCUACCAGCAUUAUUUCAGUUUCUACCAUUCUCGAAAUAUGACUGGAAUUAUACAUCUGAAGACAACGGUUAUUUUGCACAAACUCAUGUAAACAAGAACUUGGAAUUGACAAGUGGAAAGAUGCUUGGUGGGUCUAGUUCUCUUAACCAUGAAGUAUAUUGCAGAGGAUACCCAAAUGACUUUGAUGUUUGGGCUGAUAUAGCAAAAGAUCAGACAUGGACUUAUGAUAAUUGUUUACCAUAUUUCAAGAAAAGUGAAAAGUUAGAAGAUUCCGCCAUUUUAAAUUCCCCUUAUAAAGAUCGCCAUGGACUCAACGGUACUGUUGGAACUUCCAGAGAACCAUACAAUGUUACAAAUAAAUAUUUAGACGCUUUCAAAGAAGUUGGGUACGAUAUUCUUUUAGAUACAACUGAAAGUCUCGGUUACUCGGAAAUUUUAUACACAAUUUCAAAUGGAAUUAGACAAAGUACAGCCUUUUCAUAUUUGUUUCCUAUCAGAAGUGGACGGACGAAUUUAUCUUUGUUAAAACAAUCUUUAGUAACUAAAAUCCUAUUUGAUGAUGAAAGGAAUGCUGUUGGUGUUAAUGUUGCCAUUGAAGAUAAACUGAUAACAUUAAGAGCUAGAAAAGAGAUUAUUGUUGCUGCUGGCGUAUUUAAUAGUCCAAAAUUGCUGAUGCUAUCAGGGAUUGGUCCCAAAGAAGAUUUAGAGAAAUUUAAUAUAAACGUUAUAUCAGAUUUACCUGUGGGGUCGAACUUACAAGAUCACGCAGCUGUUCCUAUAAUUUAUAGAACGGGAACGCAUGUUGAAUCAUCUACUUCUAUACCACCUAAUCCUUUUAAGUUUCCUCUUCCAGGUAUAGUUGGUAACAUAGCCCUUAACAAAUCCCAAAGUUACCCAGAUUACCAAUCCUUUGGCUUCAUUUUUCAAGAUCCUAAUAGUCUUAUACAGAUUUGUUCCUUUGUGUUUACCUAUAAUAACGAUAUUUGCAAUACUUUAUAUAAAGCAGCCGAAAGCAGAGAAAUUCUGUUCAACUUACCCAAUAUUCUCCAUCCUAAAUCUCGUGGAACAGUAAAGUUACGUACUACCAAUCCAUAUGACUCUCCAGUAAUAGAUAUAGGAUUUUUCUCUGAUAAGGAAGAUUUAGAAAACAUGUUGUUAUACAUAGAAGAUUUAUUGCAGAUAGAGAAUACCACUUUAUUUAAAGAAGUAAGAGCAGAGUUAGUAGAUCUCAAUUUGGAAGUUUGCUCUCAAUAUGAAUUUAGAAGUAGAGAUUAUUGGAGAUGUUAUAUACCCAAUAUGGUGGUAUCUCUCUUCCAUUACACCAGUACAUGUGCAUUGGGAUCUGUUUUGGAUGCUGAAUUGAAUGUGCUUGGUGUUAAUAGAUUGAGAGUUGUCGAUGCUAGUUCCAUGCCGAUUAUAACUAGAGGUAAUCCGGUUGCUCCGGUUACAAUGCUAGCAGAGAAAGCAGCUAGCAUAUUGACGCAGAAAUAUUGUUGA
This is a messenger RNA of Achroia grisella, 1746 nucleotides long. Its product is annotated as ecdysone oxidase-like. The record is from RefSeq and is a predicted model, not a curated record. Lineage: Eukaryota; Metazoa; Arthropoda; Insecta; Lepidoptera; Pyralidae. The transcript has 3 exons. Gene Ontology annotation, molecular function: oxidoreductase activity, acting on CH-OH group of donors; flavin adenine dinucleotide binding. The coding region runs from base 1 to 1746 and encodes 581 amino acids.